Molecule: messenger RNA, 1581 nt
Organism: Aspergillus bombycis
Lineage: Eukaryota; Fungi; Ascomycota; Eurotiomycetes; Eurotiales; Aspergillaceae
Product: proteinase
Exons: 6
Coding region: 1-1581 (526 amino acids)
Source: RefSeq, a predicted model, not a curated record
AUGGCUUGGAAAUCAACCUUUUUUCUGUCCUCUCUCCUGGCUGGCUCUUAUGCCACACCACUUGCAUUUCCGAAACACGCUCGCUCCGAAAAGAUAACCUGGGGCGCUUGUCAAGAGGAAACAGUCACUGCGCCAGCUCAAUGCGGCAACUUGACUGUGCCGUUGGACUACACCCAGCCCGAGUCCGACAAAACCCUCCAGCUGCAACUACUGAAAGUUCCUGCUACCCGUGAACCGAAGAAGGGAAGCAUUUUGUUCAACUUCGGUGGGCCGGGCCUGGAGGCAAGACUUACCCUGUUCGCCCAGGGUGAAAUUCUUCAAGCUUUGACCGGUGGUCACUAUGACCUGAUUGCUCAUGACCCGAGAGGAACGGCAAACACCCUGACCGCAUACUGCUCUACAAACGAAACAGAGCGGCUUGCGGUUAGUAUGGAAUCUCGCUUUAGCGACAUGGCAAAGGCCUCCGACGAGAUGGCGCUAGGAAGACUGUGGGCCGGCAGUGAACUAUUUGCCAAUUUUUGCGCCGAAGGAGAGCUGAAAGAAAAUGGGCAAUACAUGAGCACGGCAUUCACAGCGAGGGAUUUGAUGCAGAUCGUGGACGCAGUUACCGAUGACGGUCUGCUGAAGUAUUGGGGUUUCUCAUAUGGCACGGUGUUGGGAUCUACUGUUGCCGCGAUGUUCCCGGACCGGGUGGAUAAGCUGAUUAUUGAUGGUGUUAUGAACCCACACCAAUACUUCAAUUCAUAUGACACUGAAGUGUGGGCCGGUGUAGACAAGGUCUUCACCAGCUUUUUCCAGCAGUGCCUCCUAACACCGGAACGAUGUGCCCUUGCCAGCCGAAAUGAGACUGCCGAACAGCUUGAGAAAAGCAUCUACCAGUUGCUGGAUGACAUUAAACGAGAACCGAUUGUCCAUCAACACACCGUCAUUGACCACAGCAUCAUCAAAACUUUCAUUCGCUUCUCUCUAUACGGCCCUGGAUCCUAUCCUACUCUGGCCACUGCGUUUAACUACUUAUUGGACGGGAAUAUGACGAAGUUUAUGGAGAUACUCGAAGCCCAAUUGGGCGGCGGACUGGUGGCCGCGGCGGCGAGCAAUGACGCGACAUUCGCCAUCCCCUGCUCUGAGAAGAGCACCGGAGUAGAUACCUUGGAGGGGAUGAUGCCUUAUCUCGAUAUCAAUCCACCAACGAGUAACCUACUGGGGGAAGCCGGAAACGCCAUCGCCAUGACGUGCACUAAUUGGCAGAUCCACGCCAAAGAACGGUACGAGGGCAACUUCGAGUCGAAGACAAAGAAUCCCAUUAUGGUCAUCGGCAACACGUACGACUCCGCCACUCCACUUGUGUCGGCCCGGAAUAUCAGUGCUAGCUUCGAGGGUAGCGUUCUCCUGGAGCAUGGCGGCUGGGGGCACGCUUCUUUGGCGCACGGAUCGUCAUGCACGUCCAGGAUCAUCCGGGAUUACUGGACCAAUGGUACCCUUCCUGCGGUUGGGACAAAAUGCGAACCGGAUUACCCUCCUUUCGAACCUGGCUCAUUGAAAGAUGUUCUGGUUAAGAUUGGCUUCCUUGAUAAAGAAUAA